This is a messenger RNA of Pocillopora verrucosa, 1539 nucleotides long. NCBI's taxonomy places the organism in Eukaryota, Metazoa, Cnidaria, Anthozoa, Scleractinia, Pocilloporidae. The record is from RefSeq and is a predicted model, not a curated record.
AUGCAGUAUGACUUUAUGGAGGAUGCCUGGAUACAAGAGUUACUUACACUUUCUGGUUUUAGUCAAGAUCCCCCAAGCCAUUUCUCGUUUAUUCCUCCAAGUACACAGUAUUUGAUUGCUUGGGGUCAGAAAUUGUUUGCUUUUGGAAGACUUAAUGGAACAGGGAGUGUUUUUAAGGUGAAGAGACAAGGACAUCUCUCCGACUUUGCUCUUAAUGUCAAUGAAACUAUAGUGUCUUUGAUAACAGGUGGAAAUGGAGAUUUUGCUCUGCAGAUGUCAAACAAAAGGUUAUUUUAUGGAAGAGCAUUUGUUGAACAUGUGGUUGAGAUUUUUCCAGGAGAAGACCCAUCUUCAAAUUUUACAGUGAUGUUUGAUAUAUUCAGUUCUUUGCUGCUGAUUACAAGCAAUGGGGGCAUAGUUAAAACAAGAAAGCUGCCUCUGGCAAAUGAAGUAUUGAAUGCAGUAUUCCCACAAAAAUCAUGUCCUUAUUUAAAAUUCACUACUAGUGUCAGUCCAGAGUUGUAUUUCAUGGACAAGGGAGAUGAAACAAAGGUCUGGGCAGUUCUUAUUUAUCCCAGGACAGAACCUAAUGACGUCAGGCUGGAAAUCUCCAGUGUUGAUGUUCUCCAAAUCACCAGUGAAGAUCAUGUGGAACACUAUAAGGGACUUGUGACACUGAAUAAGACUUUUACAUUCAGAUACAACUUUAGAAAUGGAACUUCAGUGCAAAAAAACUCCUACAAAUCAACUGCAGUUGCUGUCCAGCUUUUGCCAAAGGUUGGAGAAUUGUCCUGUGAAAAUAGUCUCCAGGUGCUACAUAUUCAUGUUGGGUGUCCGCCACUCAAGAGCAUUGUGAUAAGGAACUGUACUUCAUCAACUGGUGUGGAGUCUGCACCCCUCUUAUCCACGGUAUGGUAAACAAUUCAUGAUUAUGGCCAAAAUCCCUGCCGUUUGAAUGCUGCCAUUUAUGGAAAUAUCAAGCUAGUGGUAGAUCUAUACGAAGGUGACAAGUUCGUGGAAGAGGUGCGCACUGAUUAUGUAGUCUGGGAAGAAACAGGCAGAACAGACUAUGGAUACACUGCAACCAUGAGUGAGGUCAGGUGUUUAUCUGAAGCCCAAACGUUGAGAAAACUUUCGGAAAAUACCUCCGAGGAUUUAAACAGAAUCUGGACACAAAAUAAAUAUCAAAGUUGUUUUGAGGUCAGUAACGAUGGCAAGACGUUUGAUGGAAGUCAACCGUAUGAGAUUCUUAACUCCUCAGGAGUCUCUCAGCUGGUGUUUCAAGGUUCAGGAAGCUUUCACUUCCAACUCAGAGUUGUUGGAAACCACUUGAGUUUCUGUGAGCUGACCUCACGGUUCUCGGUACAGGUAACAGACAGGGAAGGGAAAAAUUUCUUGUCACAAAUUGCGUCUGUUGCUGUGGUGACCCUCAUUAGCACAGUGCUUCUUUACCUAAACUUCGCAAAGUAUACUAAACGGACACUGAACAGACAUCAGGCAGAUGAACAGGAACAGCAAAGACUACAGGAACUCAAGUAA